UUUUGAAACAUUAUUGACGACAAAAAUCAACGGUUUAGUUGUUGGGUUUUGACGAGAUUCACGUCUGCUAAGAUCCCCUUAUGGCUUUACCCAAUAUCCAACUCGAUUUCUCACUUUCUCGUUAACAAUCAGAUUUUUCCCCCUUUUUUUUUAUGUUUCUCGAAACUGGGUAGGAUUUUCUGCUCAAAUAAAAUCCAGAUAUUUAUCUGAAGAAAAAUAGAAAAAAAAUAGAAAAAAAAUAUAUAUACUAUUCCAAAUUAUGGAGAGGUGCGAUGAUUCAUUACCGGGAGGAGAUGAAAAUUCUCGCCCAAUUGCUGAUAAUGAUUCCCAAAGCUCAAUCUUGAGCUCAAAUCUCUUCUUGGAUGGCGUUGGAGAGGUUGUUGUCACCCUUAAUUCCGACGGGUUGUCUUGUAGAUCAGCUGAAUCUGUUUCUAACGAGGAUGAUCCAUCCCUUUGUUUAGGCUUAAAAAUUUUCCGCAAAUGCGAAAUUUCUGUGAAAUUAUGUGAUGUCUAUGCCAUUGACUCUCUUGGUUGGGGUUUGGUUCGUGAAUCUUCGCUUCCAAAUGCUAGUGGACUAUUCUCUGGCUACUCAUUUGAGAUGUAUAGGUUUGCUGUACACUAUAUUCAAAAGUCAAGAAACCACCCUACUGUUUGGAUCCCAUCGCAGUAUUGUUUUGGCCAUAAGGACCUGCGGACGUGCCAGAUGUGGGUUAAUCAGAUCAGAGCUGUUCUAUGCUUGCAGGGAGGGCGACCUAAAAAUCUUCUGGUUUUUGUUAAUCCAAGGAGUGGGAAAGGAAAUGGAUGUAGAACUUGGGAAGCUGUGGCUCCUAUAUUUUCACAAGCCAAUGUAAUGACGAAGGUCACUGUAACGGAGAGGGCAGGGCAAGCUUUUGAUGUAAUGGCCUCAAUCUCAAACAGGGAGCUUAAUUCAUAUGAUGGUGUGGUAACUGUUGGUGGUGAUGGUUUUUUUAACGAAGUACUAAAUGGCCUUCUAUUGUCAAGACAUAAAGCUUCAUACCCACCACGCCCAACAGAAUCUAUUCAUCCUGUUGAGAAUGGUAGCAAUGGGAUGGCUCAUGAUGCAAAUGGAAACACAGAAGAGCCUUCUGAUAAUAAUGAAGAUCUCUCACCUCUUCUCACUCGUUCAGAACUUGAUGGGAGGCAAGGAGAGACUGGUGAUCCUUGCAACACAGAUCGGGAUUCUUUUUUAUUUCCAAAUGAACGCUUCCGGUUCGGGAUUAUUCCAUCAGGAUCCACUGACGCCAUUGUAAUCUGUACUACUGGUGCUCGGGAUCCUAUAACAUCUGCGUUACAGAUUGUCCUUGGUAAAAGCGUGUGCCUUGAUAUUGCUCAAGUUAUAAGAUGGAAAAAAACGUCCACCUCAAAGGAUGAACCCUGCGUACGCUAUGCAGCCUCUUUUGCUGGGUAUGGAUUUUACGGAGAUGUAAUCACAGAAAGUGAAAAAUAUCGUUGGAUGGGACCUGUACGAUAUGAUUUUGCAGGAACUAAAGUGUUCCUUCGACAUAGCUCGUAUGAGGCAGAAGUUGCAUAUUUGGAAGUUGAUUCAAAGAAAGCAAACUUGGGUGAACAGGGAGGGCUACAAGUGUGUAGGAAAAAGUCACUUUGUAGCCUACGUAAGAAGCCCGAAAGAAUAGUGUGUCGUGUGAACUGCAAUGUUUGUAACUUAAAAGCAGGCGAAACAUCACCAAGACAUGAGAUAUCUGAAACAUACUCAAUGGGACCAAACUCGAAGGAAUCGAGAUGGUUGAAGUCCAAAGGGCGGUUUCUAAGUAUUGGUGGUGCAAUAAUAUCUUGUCGAAACGAAAGAGCUCCUGAUGGCCUGGUGGCCGAUGCACAUCUUUCAGAUGGUUUCUUACAUCUUAUAUUGAUCAAAGACUGCCCUCAUGCAUGUUAUUUAUGGCAUCUUACCCAGCUUGCAAAGAAGGGCGGGAAUCCCUUGGAUUUUCAGUUCGUUGAGCACCACAAGACGACAGCUUUCACGUUCACUUCUUUUGGGAAGGAGAGCGUAUGGAACAUAGAUGGCGAGCCCUUCCAAGCGCAUCAACUCUCGGCGCAAGUUUUCCGCGGCCUCAUCACCAUGUUUGCCACUGGCCCUGAAGUGUAGCCUCAGAAGGUGCAUAUAUGUUUUCUUCUUCUUUUGCAGCAAAUAUUAUCCUGUUCUUGAAAUGGAUCCUCAGAUUUGUAUAGCAAUUACUAAAAUCCUCUCUCCUUGCUGCCACCUCCUCCCCCCAUGUAAUGUAUACCAUUUUGAUAAAUUGUUGGUCAGAUUAGAAUUUUGCAAUCAAUAUGAUCUUUGCUUUAGCUUUUUCUA
This is a messenger RNA of Ipomoea nil (Japanese morning glory), 2332 nucleotides long. Its product is annotated as ceramide kinase. Bases 260 to 2125 code for a protein of 621 amino acids. The record is from RefSeq and is a predicted model, not a curated record. The transcript is spliced from 13 exons. NCBI's taxonomy places the organism in Eukaryota, Viridiplantae, Streptophyta, Magnoliopsida, Solanales, Convolvulaceae. Gene Ontology annotation, molecular function: kinase activity.